Molecule: messenger RNA, 1519 nt
Organism: Fomitiporia mediterranea MF3/22
Lineage: Eukaryota; Fungi; Basidiomycota; Agaricomycetes; Hymenochaetales; Hymenochaetaceae
Product: Dolichyl-diphosphooligosaccharide-protein glycosyltransferase
Exons: 3
Coding region: 24-1373 (449 amino acids)
Cellular component (GO): oligosaccharyltransferase complex; endoplasmic reticulum membrane
Source: RefSeq, a predicted model, not a curated record
UCAUUCUACCAACGUCGGCGACAAUGAGGCGUUGGCUCGUUUUCACUGUCGCUCUUUUGGUGAAUCUGUUACAUUUCGUGACUGCAAAGUCGGCGGCUGGGGACUCAGUACUCGUCCUACUUGAGAAGGACCUGGACAAGACACAGUAUUCCACGUUCUUUGCUGGGCUUGAAGACCGUGGAUUUAAGCUGACGUUUCGUGACCCAAAGGCAAAGGAACCGUUACUUGUCGAGGAUGACAUCCCGCAAUUUAACCAUGUCAUUUUCUUUACACCGACAACUAAAUCGUAUGCUCCCGAUAUAACCCCUCAGACCAUUGUAUCCCUCAUCUCAUCGGGUGUUAACGUCCUAUUCACUCUGUCGCCAACUCAGACACCACUCAUGGCCCUUGCAUCUGAGUUCUCGCUCAUUCCCGCACCUCCGCACACGCCUCUUAUUUCUCACUUCCCUGAACGUGAUGGUCUGCAUUCAUUGAUAACUGUACCAGUACCAAAGAAUCACCCCAUACUUUCCUCCGACAUCCCUCCUGUACUUUUUGAUGGCGCACCACAUGCACUCGGGCUCAAUCCACUUGUCGUGCCUAUUCUUCGCGCACCUCCGGAAUCUUUUGCGACGGAUACCGAUAGCGACAAUGGUGCUGAUGCUGUGGUCGACUCAGCAGAUAAAGGCGGUGAGGGUCUCUGGGCGGGUAGUCAACUCGGUCUCGUCACAGGCUUCCAGACUCGAACUGGCAAUGGCCGUGCAGUGUUUGCGGGAGGAAUCUCGCUGUUUUCGAAUACGUUUACAAAGAAGAAAGAUUACGGGAAUGCUCGUUUUGUUCAGGAUAUUGCAAAAUGGGUCUUCCAGGAGACCAAUGUCCUGCGCAUCGAUGAGGCUUUCCAUCGACAUGCUGGUGCCAACGAGACAGCAGGUUUACCUGACCAGUACACAGUAAACGAUCAAGUGCAGUAUACUGUGCGUGUUAGUAGAUGGAACCCCGACAAUGGUGAAUGGGAGCCAUACUCCGGUCUGAACGAUUUGCAACUCGAGUUUACAAUGCUAGACCCCCACAUACGCACUGCACUUCCUUCGGAGACAUGUACUGGUAGCCGAUGCCAAGGGAAGUAUACGAAAAUAUUCCGCGCCCCAGACCGUCAUGGCGUAUUCAAAUUCGUACUCGAUUAUAAGCGUCAAGGGUGGACGUUCUUACAGAGCGCACUUACUGUUCCAGUUGUACCUCCGCGCCAUGACGGAUAUCCGCGUUUCUUGAGCGCGGCAUGGCCGUACUACGCCGGUGCGAUCAGCACGAGCACGGGCUUUGUGCUGUUUACGAUAUUGUGGCUUGCUGGCGGCGGAGCAGAGAAGGAGUUGCGGAAGGGGAAGAAGACGGAGUGAUGGAGUGAUGACUAGCUGUGGACUUGGUGGACUGCAAAAAAGCUUGCACUGCAUACCAAGAUGGUGCGGUGCGUCGCAUAUCUUAUUGUCACAUGCUAUUGGUAUCUUUCUGUGUUUCUUGUAGACAAUUUCAGAGCAUUAGCCCG